GUGAUUCGUCAAUCAAAACACGUUAAGCUACGUCAACGUAAAUCUCGUAACUCUGCAAACUGCGGUGUGUGAAUGUAAGGCCAUGAUUCUCCGAAUCAGAGCCCCAGAUCAGUUAUCAAAAUUACCGUGCGACUUUUAGUGUGCGCCAUGACGACAGCUCGUCACAAAUUCUAGUGCGUUUUCUGAGUGAAAUCGUUUUAAAAUUGUCAUACAAUGGUGAGUUGAUCGCGGACUAAUCGUGGGGUGUUCCAUGCUGCUGUUGACAUAGAUCCAAACCUCAGGUGUGAGAUCGGACCGGGAGGAUGCUGGACGCGGUGGUGGGGUCGAGCGACUCUGUCACUCUUCACCGUCUCACGCUGCGCGGGAAGAAGUGGAAAUACCGCGGAGAGGGCAACGCCAACCUCGUCAUCGCACUACCCUCGGAUCGGCUGAUCAUCAGAAUGCGGAAACGUGAGAAGGGAGCGCCUGUGACGGCGGAAGAGGAGCUGGCCGAGCUGAAGAAAAUGUGGCGAGAAGUGGUUUUCUGCUGCAAGAUGAUGAUUCCGCUCCUGGGGCGGGCUUACAUCCAACCGCCCGUCCCUGCGUACAUGGAUAAAAGCGAGAUCAAGGAAUUGGAAGAGGCUCUCGUAUCCCAACGCCCUGCAUCAAGACACCACAAAGGAAUCAAAUUCAGUCAUGUGACAAUUUAUCCAGACUACGCCUUUCUGCCGAUUUUCCUCUCGGAACGGAACCAGGCUGUGACGUACCCUAAACUCAUAUCCGAGAAUCUCCACGACAACAUGGCCAAGCCCCGGUCGGAAUACUCCCGCAGCACAUCUUUCCAUGACCCCGUUUUCGACGAGAACAAAGAGGCCGUCAAAACCCUCCUCAAAAUCUCCUCCCUCUACACCCUCCACUUCGAUAGUCCAAAUUGUGAUAACUUAGAUUUCGUGGAAAACACGAACGAUUCUAGUCAAAUUAGUAGUAGAUCUAUCAGUAUCAAUAGUCGCGGCGGUGGCAGUAACGCUAGCAGUAUUAUUCACAACACCAUGAAGCAGGAUUACUCGUCAUCUCUGGAUUAUCCCUCACCCCUCUCAACGUUUGUGAAGCAAGGUUCGCGGAGGAUUUACUGCUCACAGUUCUCGUCCAAAAGGAGCAUGGACUUUUCGACGUACUGCGUUGAGGUGAAACCAAAGCAAGGAUGGAUUCCAAUGAUCGAUCGAAGAUUCACCAAAUGUGCCUUCUGCCUUAAUCAAUACCUCAAAGUUUUCAAUGGAUCCGUCAAAAUGCAUAGCAACUACUGUCCGUUGGAUUUGUUUUCCGGGAAUCGAUCCAGGAUGAAAUCGGCUGUGAAAGCUCUACUCAUAACCCCGCAAAAUAAUUUAAAAAUCUUCAAAGAUGGGCAGCUUAUCUACGGAGACGAAACCAAAACGGACAUCAUUGAGAUUUUGAAAUCUUGGCUCGACUCACCAGUGGACUUCAUUGAGCAGGAUGUUGAUUCUCACAGGUUGAAGGAGAAAUUCAGCUGUCUCAUCAUUGAUGCGCUGACAAGAGAUUUAACAAUGAACGAAAACUGCCCAAAAGUCAUUGAAGAUGAGGAUCCCACAGAAUCGAAAGAGAACAUUCCUGAGAGGAUCCCGCCAAACCUCAUAGCGGCAGUUAAAGAGCUGUUACCCAAAGAGGCUUGCGAUUGGUCUGCAAAAGACUUACCGUCCAACUGUAUCCUCAAGCGAAUUCUAGACGUACAAAAGCUGGAGAAGUAUGGAGCUGAUGCUAUCUACGAUAUUUACAGGCGGAGUUAUGAAAAUGAAUCAGACGAUUACGCAUACGUUCGAUCAAUUCCUGCCCCAACAGAAUCUCGGAGCAGUUCGAAAAGUUUCUCGUUUAAUCCAGUCCAGCGGUAUCUACUUGCUACAACUGCCAAGGACUGCUCAAUCCUGAUCUCUUUCCAAAGAUUGCACGAACCGUCGAAGGAAAGAAUUCCGAGUUGUCAUCUGCUGCGGGAUCUCGACAACGAGCCGCACGUGUUCAACGUUGGCGUCUCGGACCUGGACCCGAAGCCGGUCUCGUGCAUCGAGAAGCACAAAAAACGUGACUGUGAUGUAAUCUCCGCUUGCUUGAAACUCCUCAGCGUUUCAGCAAACAGCUAGGAAAUUUUGCUUGUGAUUUGUUUUUUUUCUACUCUUCUAUAUCUCCAAUUGUAUCAACCUAUUCAAGGUAUUUAUUUUCAAUCUUUGUGUCAUUGAAUCGUCGUUAUUGUAACAUUUGGCGUUCUUGGAGGUAAAUUCCAUACUUCCUCGUUUAAGGGGCAAAUUUUCAGUGACCCAGUGGAAGAUUUUUACUUAACAGUGUAAUGAUGAAAACAGGAUGGCCACGAUUAAGGACACUUGAAUCGUUAAGAAGUAAUCAGGCAAUUGUUUGCAUCUUCUUCGAGGAAAAACUCAUUGUGGUUGGACAUCGCCAAUUUUUUUUUUCAUACAUUACAUGACAGUAGGUAAUAAUUUUUCCUGCUUCUUCUUUACAUCCUGGUCCAGGAGAUGGGUUAGGUACAGCUUAGUAUGCAGUGUAGCAAGCAGUCUACCUGUUGGGUUUGACUGAAUGAGUAGGGCGGCUGAUGAGGCAUAAAAUAAACCUAUAUCAUGAUUAAAUAAUCUGUCACCAUACUAUUCAUGAGAUUCCUUACCUUGGCCCUAUUCCUCACCAAAUGUUGAAAAUUUUCCAACAAUCGGUGGUGAAAAAUGAAAAUCCGUUUGUUUUCCAUAUUUUUGUGGUCAUCCUAGACGAAACCAUCCAAAUCAAAAAACUUUAUGGUGUCAAAUUUUUCUGCUGCGUUGAUACUUUCAAAGUCUUUCCACUUAGUCAUAUUUUUACGGAUCAUUCCAUUCAUAUUUCUUUAUUUUUUAUGUACUAAUUUUUAUUUUAUUUUAUUUUUUGUUAUUUUGUGGGAACUGAGAAGUUCUCACUGCAAAGUAAUCUCAUACAAGAAUCUUAACCAAUUUUUAAAUCGUUAAGUUUAAUUUAUGAAUCAGUUAUAGUUCUAAGGAGAGGAAUAUGUACUGAAAAGUUUGCCGUUUCAGAGAUUUUUCAAAGUAUCUGCCGUGCGUUUGGUUUUCAUUUUUCAGUCUGCUUCAAGUCUGAGAAGUAUUGCGAUUCAAGCUGUUUUAGGCAAAACUUUGGAAUGUUCUAUUAAAUGUCUCAGUGAAUGACUUAAAGUCCCAUGGGUAAUCUGAAGUGUGUCUUGCGUUAUUUGUGACCUACAUGGUAAAAAUAUAAUUAAGAUCAUAGAUUGUUCUGUUUCCGUGCCCAUGGAUUGGAAAAUCCAUUCUAAAUAGUAUAUGUAGAAGAGAUUACAAUUUUGACAUCUUUAGCACACUUUUGGCAUCUUUGGCUUGAUUUGUCACAAUGAUCUUCUUAAUAUUUGGUACAAAUCCAAAGCCUCAUUCUACUGCCACCCAAGUAGUUUCUUUUUUUCCCCUUUUUCUUAUUUGAACUACUUUAUUGUAAAGAAUAUACAUUUUCACAGAAGGGGAAACCGUGCGUUGCACAUUACACCUCCCUUAAAAGUACUUAUGUAUGGACUAAUUACAAUUUGGUCGUAGAGUUUGUGUCUGAAUUAAAAGUUAACAAAGAAAAAUGAAAA
Bemisia tabaci is the source of this 3619-nucleotide messenger RNA. RefSeq names its product Inositol phosphate kinase 1 (gene Ipk1). The record is from RefSeq and is a predicted model, not a curated record. Gene Ontology annotation, molecular function: inositol-1,3,4,5,6-pentakisphosphate 2-kinase activity; ATP binding. Gene Ontology annotation, biological process: inositol phosphate biosynthetic process. NCBI's taxonomy places the organism in Eukaryota, Metazoa, Arthropoda, Insecta, Hemiptera, Aleyrodidae. Gene Ontology annotation, cellular component: nucleus.